Messenger RNA from Corticium candelabrum, 1976 nucleotides. RefSeq lists its product as uncharacterized. The transcript is spliced from 3 exons. Gene Ontology annotation, molecular function: oxidoreductase activity. The coding region runs from base 98 to 1639 and encodes 513 amino acids. The record is from RefSeq and is a predicted model, not a curated record. Lineage: Eukaryota; Metazoa; Porifera; Homoscleromorpha; Homosclerophorida; Plakinidae.
UCCAAAACGCAUUGUUUCAAUAGCCCUCGUUUGUUUCAGCGCGGACGUUGUGCCUGCUUUCAACACACUGCGACGUACUAGCAGUUACUGACGAGCGAUGUCUUCUGUUUUUGCUUGGUACGCAGCUGUGCUGUGGCUGCUUGCAUUUGCAGACGAGGCAGAGUCCGCCACAACUAGAACCAAAGUCGUUAUUCUCGGAGGAGGAUAUGCCGGAAUGCAAGUCGCCAAGACGCUGAGCGACAACGGAGUCGACGACUUCAUCGUCCUAGAAGCCCAAGAAAGAGCAGGAGGACGAAUGUUAUCUGGCUCCUUGCAGGGUCUCCCAGCAGAAUAUCUAUGGGGACGUGUGGAUACCAGAGAGUCUGUCUCCGAUAUCCUUCGAGAUCUUUUCGAUAGCUGCAAUCUUGCAUAUUCACCUCUGGAUUACUCGAGGUAUCAAGCUGUGAACGACAGAGGAGUGAACGUUACAGUAGAAGCUUCGCAAGCUGAAAAAAGGCUGUCCAACAGCGUGUCUCAGCUCAAGGCAGCCUGGAAAGAUGGUGUUUUUGAAGGUCAAGAUGAUAUGAGUGUCAGAGCAGCACUUCGUCUAUAUGGUUGGAUUGCUAAAUCACCAGUGGAAUGGGCUGUAGAAUUCUAUUGGUUUCAACUUGAAACUGUGGACCAAUUAGCUGCCAUGUCUGCAAAGGAAUAUUUAUGGCUGAGUGAAUUCUACAAGACCCAACAAUACAUUAAGAGUGGGAACUCUUUUGAAGGCAUUCAAAAAAUGACUGAAUGUUUUAAGAACACCUUUGCAAGUGGUCAGUAUUCUGAUCGUCUACGUUUGAACAGCCUCGUGCGUACAAUACAAUACAGUGAUGAUAGUGUUACAGUCACUCUAGAAGAUGGUUCGGUGUACAUUGCUGAGUAUGCAGUGGUCACGUUCAGUUUGGGAGUGCUGCAGCAUGAUGAUGUGACAUUCACACCAAAGUUACCUCUGUGGAAACGUAUAGCUAUCACUCGAUUCUAUAUGACUCCUAUGACAGUCGUGUAUGCUUACUACAAACCAAAAGCACGACGUCGGCUAGAUUCAAGAAAUAUGUUUGUGUCUGAUGAUCGUGGCAGGUACCACUGGAGCAUUGAAAUUACUCAAGUAAUUGAAAAUACAUUAGAACAUAGCCAGUCAUACGAUCUAUUCAUGACGUGGGUGAUUGAUGAUGAUGCUUUUCGAGUCGAAGGUCAGCCUUUAAAUCAGACACAGCAAGAAGUCACCGAGUUGUUUCGCAAACACUAUGGGCCAUCAUUUCCUGAACCUCAAGUUUUCGUGUCCAACAUCACUCUCAAUCCCCUAUACUAUGGAGGGAUGACGGUCCCUCCACUGGGGUCAACCCAUGAGGAUCUAGAUCAACUAAGAGCUCCCGUUGGGAGAAUUUUCUUUGCUGGAGAUUCCUAUCAUUACAAUUUGUAUGUUCGUAGUGCAUUGAUCAGUGGUAAUGAAACAGCAUAUGUCCUGAUUGAUUGCAUGAAUGGAGGUUCAUGUACAAUGCCCAAGCUGGCAGAGGAAACAUCUCAGACUUGUACCUCUGGUACUCAAAUCAAAUGUCCGUUAGCCACUCACUUGUUGCUCUUCUUACUUCUGAAGACCAUCUAUCUCAUGAUGUGAGAUUUUCACAUCUUGGAAUUAGUGUGUCCGGUUGCCUGCUAUCGUCUUUAUGCGCGUUUGUAUUCUAAUUGCUCACGGAAUCCACAUUUCUCUGUUCAUCAGUGGUGUAUGACCCUACAAUGAUUUAAUGGCAACCUAGCUCGAUCAGUUUCUCGUAGCUGAAACACCUGCCUUAUGCAAAGCUGGUAAUGUAGUUGAAGACAUUGUAGUAUGCACAAGCAAUGAGAGUUCUUGAGUAUAGAUAUUAGAAUAUUGGUGUUUGCUACUUAAUGAUUUCUGUAUCGUUGUCUCGAGUCAUUCCUGAUAUUGACUAAAACACGUUUGGGUCACACAUUAA